UUCUAAUCUUAUUAAUGAUAUCCUUACUUUUCUUCCUGGAUUUUUCUUGCUGAAAACAAAAAGAAAAAUGUUAAAAUCGAAUUUUUGUGCGAACCAUUUAAAGAUGUUGAUUAGACCAUUUUUAAGCAGGACCACAUUAUUACAGAAUAAUGGCACAGAUUUUGUUUAUCAGCAAACACGGAAUGGUUUUAUAUUGAAAAGAAAAUUUAAACCACCACUUCUUAAAAAGUCUGAAAAAUACAGAAUACUUAGGCCUAAAUAUUUUGUCUACCAUUUUGUAGAACAUACUGAAAGUCAGAAACAGAAACCAAUCAAAUUGAUAUUAACAUCUGAUGUACAUAAGAUUGGUGCAAAGGGAGAAGUUGUUUUGGUGUCUCCUGAAAAAGCUUAUAAUAAUGUCAUUCUACCUAAAUUAGGAGUAUAUGCAACUCAAGAAAACAUUGACAAAUAUAUUACAAAAAGCAUUGAUGAAGGACCUAAACUUUCUCUAAUAACAAAACAAACAAUAAAUAUUUUAUCACAUAUGAAUUUAUCUGUAUCAUUAUCACAAGAAGUUCCAUGGACUGUAGAAAAAUGGCAUUUAAAAGUAAGUUUCCAUAAGGCAGGAGUUUAUGUACCCGAAGAAGCAAUAACUUUACCAGAAAAAACUAUAUCUGGACCUGAUUUAUCUCUUGAAGGAAAGCAAUUUUACGUCAUUGUAACAAUUAAUAAUAGCGAAAAAGUAAAAGUUAGGUGUAGGAUUCAUCAUUAUAAUGUAUUUGUACAAGAUUUUUGGAAGUAUUUGUUGGAGCCAAUUUUCCCAGAAGAUAAACCAAUAUUAGAUUCUUUGCCCAUACCUCGUAAUAUACAAAAUUUAGAAUAAAAUGUAUCAACUAAUUAUAUAUUUAAUUGUUAAUAAAUUUAUAAUGCAGAAUAA
Messenger RNA from Vespa velutina, 916 nucleotides. It is a transcript of the gene mRpL9, whose product is annotated as 39S ribosomal protein L9, mitochondrial. Gene Ontology annotation, molecular function: structural constituent of ribosome. Bases 68 to 862 code for a protein of 264 amino acids. Gene Ontology annotation, cellular component: ribosome; mitochondrion. The transcript has 2 exons. The record is from RefSeq and is a predicted model, not a curated record. Lineage: Eukaryota; Metazoa; Arthropoda; Insecta; Hymenoptera; Vespidae. Gene Ontology annotation, biological process: translation.